AUGACAGAGCUGCUCUCCGUGCAGAGGUCAUUUCAGUAUAAUUGCUCCCCGCGCACUCACCUGCUCCCUCAGGGAGCGACCCUCGCCCUCCGCCCCCGCCGCUCGGCCCCCGAGGCCGGGCCUUUGGCCCCGAGCUUCGGUUCCCGGCCGAGAGCCGCGUUCGGUUCCUGCCCGGCCCCUCCGAUUUGCUGCCAGCCCUGUCAGCAGUCCGGGGCCGGGCCGGGGACUGGCUGCCAGGCGAGGGUCGGGCCUGGCCCAGCCUAUGGGCCGAGCCCGCCUGAGGCGCAGCGCUCCGAGGAGGCGGGAGGAAGGAUCCGCGUUCCGCGGCGGGGGAAUGAAACCCCAGGCCCAGGAUUCUGCAGUGUCACUCAUCAGUCUGCAGAGAUCAACAGCACCUCAUUGUCAAAGAAAGGAACUGAAUACUUCCCUUCACUGCCCAAACAAGACUUCAAGAAGAGAAACUGUAGCAUUUUUCCACAACCCAUCCCUAGGAAGAUGGAGAAAAUCCCCACUCCAGCACCCAAUCAAUACUAUGUAACUAGAUUUGCAAAGGAGAACAAGGGCAUCACAGCUGAUACCUCUAUGGAUUUCUGCAAGCAAAGCAACAACAUUUCUGGCCAGGCAGCAUUUAUGUCCAAAACCAUGAGAGGAUUAAAUUUGGAAAAAUUUGGAAAAUGGCCUUCUGCAUGUCACUACAGCAUCAAUGAUUCCCUCAUCAGGGUCUCCCCCAAGGGUAUAACAUCUUGCUUCAAGGCAAAGACCUCCUGCCUAACAAGGUUGUGCAGAUUUACUCCGGAGCCUGCAACCUAUCAGCCACAUAAACCUACCAAGGAAGCAAAGAAAAUGCCUUUCAGAAAUUCUGCUGGACUCUUUCUGCUCCAAACCAUCCCACCUUGUAAAGAUCCUCCCUUGCCUGGGCAGUAUGACCUUGUGGAUGACAAAGGAUGUCCAAAGCGGGACUGCUCAAGUGCUGUGUUUGUCUCAAACACAGGGCAAUGGGCAGAGCGCACAUCACAGGAAGGGUUCCCUGGGACAGGCGCUUGUUCACCCGGAGCACUCAGGAAAUAUUCCUUAGUCUGCAGCUACAGCAGGAAGCGGCUCCCGGCACUGGGAGCAGCAGAACCUGGACACCAGAGCAGGGAUCCUCAAACAGGACUCCCCUCGGCCUCACGCUAACUCACAGUAAACGCUCCUGUCCUCAGCCUGCCACAGCUGGCUGGCUGAUAGCUCAGCAGCUAA
Messenger RNA from Tyto alba (common barn owl), 1239 nucleotides. It is a transcript of the gene STPG1, whose product is annotated as sperm tail PG-rich repeat containing 1. NCBI's taxonomy places the organism in Eukaryota, Metazoa, Chordata, Aves, Strigiformes, Tytonidae. The record is from RefSeq and is a predicted model, not a curated record.